AUGCAUGAAAGUUAUGUUGCACCUGCUCCCACUCCUACUGUUAUUCCGGAGCUUAAACUUCGCUUCAAGUGUAACGUUCGAAGUGAGAGUUCUAGCGGCAACAAGAAUGUCUUCGACCUCAACGGCGUAGGUGGCCAGAACCCUCCUGUGCAAGCUUGGAACUCCAACCGGAUCUGGGAGAUCUUCUCAGUCCCUGGCUCAAACACCCGCAUCAUCAUCAAAAACGCGGGCAACAGUUUUGUCCUCUUUUCAGCUGGUAAGCACACAAUUCCACGAACAGAAGCAAUCAAUUACGAAGAAGAUAGGACACGGAAAGACUGUCAAUGGGAUCUUCAGGACGCGACGGUCGAAAAUGUCACUGACAGAACUCAAGUCCGAUUCCGAAAUGCUAAGGACGGGACGUACCUUGAUCUUUCUAGUGAAAACACUGCUAACGGCACGGCUUUUUUGACCUGGAAGGACGGACACGGUGGUGCAAACCAGGCUUUCAAGCUUUGGAAGCACUAG
Fusarium verticillioides 7600 is the source of this 507-nucleotide messenger RNA. RefSeq lists its product as hypothetical. The record is from RefSeq and is a predicted model, not a curated record. The transcript is spliced from 4 exons. The coding region runs from base 1 to 507 and encodes 168 amino acids. NCBI's taxonomy places the organism in Eukaryota, Fungi, Ascomycota, Sordariomycetes, Hypocreales, Nectriaceae.